AUGGCGGCCUCCAACGACUUAAUUGACUUCGACAUUAUCGAAGCCCAGAAGGAAAACGUUCAAUCACUUCCCGGUGGGAGAUCAGCCCGAGAGCUCGCCCGGAUUUUCUCAGGCGGGAGCAAUACCAGCGACAAAUACGCAUCGCCAACACCAAACGACACAAGAACCUUGAACGAUGCCAUUCGUCAAGAAUACGAAGGCGAGUUGCAAGUAAUUGCAGAGUCUGAUGACCCCCUCGAUGUUUACGACCGUUAUGUCAAAUGGACCCUCAACGCAUACCCCUCCGCCCAAGCGACCCCCGAGUCCGGUCUGCUUCCCUUACUCGAACGCGCGACGAAAUCAUUCCUCUCGUCAGCGGACUACAAGAACGACCCACGGUAUCUGCGAUUGUGGCUACACUACAUUAGGUUGUUCUCUGAUGCACCAAGAGAGACAUUCGCAUUCCUCUCCCGUCAUCAUAUCGGUGAAGGCUUGGCACUUUUUUAUGAAGAAUUUGCAGCCUGGUUGGAAGGUGCGGGCCGUUGGAAGCAGGCCGACGAAGUUUACAGGCUAGGUGUAGACCGUGAGGCUCGGCCAGUUGAGCGAUUGUUGAGAAAAUACAGCGAAUUCCAGCAACGAUAUGAGAGCCAGCCACAGGAUGCUGGGCCAUCAUCACCAGCCCUACCAAAAGUCCGACCUGCACUUGCUGCGAAAAUGGACCCCUUUGCACCCGCUGAUGGUUCUCCGGAUCCCCAGGCUGCACGCCCCUCUCCUUCAUCCACCAGUGCGCCGAAAACCAAGUCUGGAAAGCCUAAGAUGGCUAUUUUCUCGGAUGCUGGUGCAAGUGCUGAUAGCCAACCAGCGGCGAGCGGACGGACGAAGGGAUGGGACAACAUUGGAUCAAUGGAGGAGCGCAAGAAGGAAAACAGAGUGGAGGCAAAGCCGUGGGCUGGGGAGACUUUGAAGGCAGGAAAGAAGGCAGCGCCUACACAAAAGAUGGCCAUCUUCCGGGACGAGUCAAAUCCAAAUCAACAUCAAGAAACCCAAGAACCCCAAGAAAAGAGUGCUUCCAAGCACGUUCCAGAACAUCAUGUAAGGGAAGCGGUAAACCCACGGACAGGUCGUCGGGAGCGGGUUUUUGUCGAUUUGGAGGCAGUGUAUCCUGACCGCCAGAACCCUGCGCAUGAGAUUAGCUUCGAGGAGCUUCGAGCGAUGCAACGGGGAUGGAUGAGUAAGAAUUGGCGGGCCCAGAAGGAGCCCCUUCAGCAAAUUUCCGGAAAUGUUGGAGGUUUUGACUCUCCACUUUCAAAGUCAAAGGCAGCCAGUCCCGAUGAGGGUCUACUAGAGUCGGAUUUGAGAGCGGAAAAUGAUGAUCACCAUAACGCUCAGGAGCAGAAUGCAUCUUCCGAUGGCAGACCUGGGAAAGCACGACGUUUCAAGGUCAAAGGAGAAACCCAGACCCAGACCAUAAAAAUGAAGUUCGACUCACCCCCCAACUCUAAGGUUCGACGGAAAAGUACCAGGGAGCCGACAAUGACCAUGCACACCCGCGCCGCCACCGAUGAGAUUUACGAUCUAUUCAACCAACCAUUGAAAGCGGAAGCAGAGGAGGAUGCAGAGGAUAGCGUAUUCGGCAGCGACUAUGAAGAUGAUGACCUUAUCAGCAACGCUGAUAGCACAGUUACUGGACACUUGUCAGCCGCCUCGAGUGAUUUUGGCAACGAGGAAACACAAACCUUCCACAAGUCGUACGAUGAUACUGAGUAUGCAGACACCACAAGAGCUGAGAGCGUCGGCGAUGGUGAUGGUGAUUGGACUAGGUUCAGUGUCAGCAAGGAUAUUCCUGGGCACGAAUCCGGUGAUAUCACAUCUCAAUCAGUCUACAGCGAAGGAGUGGUGGAUGAAUCCAACCUAGGAACUCCGGAAAGAGAUCAUUUUGUUCCCCGAAUGCCCGACGACUAUGCUCCGCCAUUUGGCACGUAUAGGGACCCUGCCGUUAUGGCGCAGAAUCGUCUGCCAUUCAUGACGCCCAUCGUGGAACGGACCGAAUGUUCGAUACCCUCGCAAACGGUUGCUCGGGAGGCCUUAUACAAUGCCAAAACGCCUUCGAAGCCUCGAUCUCCAGCCGGCAUGCCUCAGAUGGGCGAUCUCCUUCUUUCUAGCCCAGUAGGAGCGCCAACACCAUACCAUGGAGACCACACCUUCACAUCUGCAGCUGAUGUCCCUUUCAGUCCGACUGCAUUCAAGGCACUUGCCCCGAAGUUUCGUCGGCGAGGAGAUGCUGUCAUCAGGGAGACUCAGUGCAAUCCGACAGAUAAGGGUAUACGAAACACCAUUCUGAAUUCUUUGGACCCGCCUCUUGCGGCUUAUGCCGGAUACCAUGGACACGUCAAAGAUAGUAACUAUGCCUCUAUGAUUCAAAAGUUCGUCAAGACACAUAUUAGACGCUCCAAGGGGCUGAAUGAGGAUUUUGAUACCCCUAUUCUGGAGUUUCCCGGAGCUGAGCGAAGCUACAUUGUUCGACGUGAGCUUGGAGCCGGUGCCUACGCUCCAGUCUACUUGGCAGAGAGUGUAGACAGUCUUGACUCCUACGACUCUGACUCGGAUGACGAGAACCUGACUUCUAGCAAUCAGAAUUCCCGUUCCAAGACACCCAGCCCUUAUCAAACUCCUCGGUACUCAUUUGAGGCGAUCAAGGUCGAGAAUGGACCGUCUAGUGCUUGGGAAUUUUAUAUGAUCCGAACUGCGCAUGACCGCCUGCAGCACUCUGCUGAUCACUCUCGGGCUGCAGAAAGCAUCGUGCGGGCGCAUGAACUGCACGUGCACCAGCGCGAAAGUUUCCUCGUGGAGGACUAUCGAGGUCAAGGCACAUUGCUAGACUUGGUCAACAUACUUCGCAAUGAUCCCAUAACUUCCAACCACCACAGCGAAGGUGGACUCGAAGAAUCUCUUGCUAUGUUCUUCACUGUAGAGCUUCUGCGCACCGUUGAAGGACUCCACGCCCACGGAAUUCUCCACGGUGAUAUUAAAGCCGACAACUGCCUCGUUCGUCUCGACGACCCCAAUACUGAGAAUCUUCCAACCACUGCGAUGUCCCUUCUUGACUUGAACGAGAAGCCCUCUGAGGGCCGUGAUAGUGUCCACUACUCACCAGGUGGCCAUUACGGUUGGCGAAGCAAGGGCCUGGAUCUCAUUGACUUUGGCCGAAGCAUUGACAUGUACGCCUUUCAACCAUCCGUGCAGUUCAUUGCGGAUUGGAAGGUUGGCACGCACGAGUGCAAUGAGAUUCGUGAAGCGCGGCCAUGGACUCAUCAGAUCGAUCUUUACGGGAUCGCUGGUACGAUUCACGUCUUGCUCUUCGGCAAGCAUAUCGAGUCCAUGCCUGCCCGCACCAGUACUGGCGACGCCUCUGCCACUCACACGUACCGUAUUCGCGAGUCAUUGAAGCGAUACUGGGACCGUGAAUUGUGGGCCGAGGUGUUUGAUCUACUUCUUAACCCUGGAGCUGAGCGGUGGGCACAUAUGGAAUGUGAAGGCGGCAGUGAUGCCACUCCGUCAUCCGUUCUUCCUGUGCUCCAGUCCAUGCGCCAUGUGCGUCGCAACAUGGAAGACUGGCUCGUCGCAAAUGCGGAAAAGAAGGGGCUUGCCCUGCAGCUCCGCAAGAUCGAGGCGUUACUAGCUGAGCGGAAGAAAAAGCUUGAACGGUCCUGA
Penicillium longicatenatum is the source of this 3690-nucleotide messenger RNA. RefSeq names its product putative checkpoint protein kinase (SldA). Gene Ontology annotation, biological process: protein phosphorylation; mitotic spindle assembly checkpoint signaling; meiotic sister chromatid cohesion, centromeric. NCBI's taxonomy places the organism in Eukaryota, Fungi, Ascomycota, Eurotiomycetes, Eurotiales, Aspergillaceae. The coding region runs from base 1 to 3690 and encodes 1229 amino acids. The record is from RefSeq and is a predicted model, not a curated record. The transcript has 3 exons. Gene Ontology annotation, molecular function: protein kinase activity; ATP binding.